AUGUUGAUCACUUACCUCUCGGCUAUCUUCAUCUACGCUCAGUUGGCUCAUAGUUCAUCAAUCAAUCCUCAAACCGCUUCAGAACAUCGCCUUCAACCACGUGAUACUCAGAAUGCCAAUGUCUUAUCUGAAGGCGUCUUGCUCCACAAACGCGCAAAUGAAGUUGCCGACUAUAUUCCUAACAUAAUCAGUGGAUCUGACGAUGGCGAUGACUGGGAAAACCCCGGUAGACCUCGUAGCAAACGAUCAAUUGACAAAAAAAUCGUGACUGAGGAUCCAGGGAAACCCGGUAUUUGGGGUCGUUAUCGAGUCAAACGAGGGAUUAAAACCGAGAUGAUUGGUGGAGAUCAUGAUGGUCUCAUCGGGCGUCGUGAUCGAGUCAAACGAGAAUAUAAACCCGACAUGAUUAGUGGGGAUGUUGAUGGUCAUUGGCGUCGUGUCCGAGUCAAAAGAGCAAUCAGCACCAAUACUAUCAGUGGGAGUGCACAGUGA
Melampsora larici-populina 98AG31 is the source of this 492-nucleotide messenger RNA. RefSeq lists its product as uncharacterized. The record is from RefSeq and is a predicted model, not a curated record. NCBI's taxonomy places the organism in Eukaryota, Fungi, Basidiomycota, Pucciniomycetes, Pucciniales, Melampsoraceae. The transcript has a single exon. Bases 1 to 492 code for a protein of 163 amino acids.